Messenger RNA from Loxodonta africana (African savanna elephant), 1303 nucleotides. RefSeq names its product zinc finger C2HC-type containing 1B (gene ZC2HC1B). The record is from RefSeq and is a predicted model, not a curated record. Bases 1 to 654 code for a protein of 217 amino acids. Lineage: Eukaryota; Metazoa; Chordata; Mammalia; Proboscidea; Elephantidae. The transcript is spliced from 7 exons.
AUGUCUGAAGUAGAUGGCAAUCAGAAACUAUUUCCCUGUGAAGUCUGUGGAAGACGCUUUGCAGCAGAUGUUCUGGAAAGGCACGGACCCAUAUGUAGAAAACUCUUCAACAAAAAGCGUAAACCUUUCAAUUCAUUGAAGCAAAGAUUACAGGGCACUGACAUUCCUACUGUGAGGAAGGUUCCUCAAUCCAAGUCCCAACCUGUGAGGAAAUCUAACUGGAGACAACAACAUGAAGACUUCAUCAAUGCCAUUCGAUCAGCAAAGCAGUGUACAUUAGCCAUUAAAGAAGGUCGGCCUCUCCCACCUCCACCCCCACCAUCCAUCAACCCAGAUUAUAUUCAAUGCCCAUAUUGUAUGAGGAGAUUUAAUGAAACAGCAGCCAAUCGACAUAUUAAUUUCUGCAAGGAUCAGUCUUCUCGCCGAGUCUUUGAUCCAGCCCAGACAGCAGCCAAAUUGGUAUCCAGAGCCCAGGGUCGGGCUCAGAUGAGCCCCCCAAAAGAACCAACUGUGACAAGUGCCGUGGGAGCAUUGCUACAGAACAGGGCCUUGCAGGCCACCAGCGUGGUUCCAAACCAGUCAGGAUUGGCAGCAGAUCCUGCUGUUGGAGCAAAACUCAGACAAGGAUUUACUAAAUCUCCUAAAAAAGAUUAACUCCUAGAGGCCAGGUAAGAAAAAACAAAAACAAAAAAAACCUCUAAUCCGGGUGUUCAAGAUUUAGUUAGGGAUCCUUUAAGAGAAUAAAUCCACAGUGGACAAACCAAAGAGAAAUUUGAGCAAACCCUGAGCUGGGUGAACAAAAUGUAUGCUCUUGAAAUUUACUGUUAAACAUACAGUUUGAAAAGGAUAUUCAGUUUUCUAUUCUGACUUAAAAGGAAAAGGGACUGAGUCCUCAUUUUUGAUCUGGGAGGCUACUGCCUGUUCCUUUUUUCCCCAAGUCAUUCCUCCCCAAAAAGACAGUUCCCCGAGAGUGACAUGGAAUGGGAUUACUAUGAAGUUGGUACUUUUUUUUGAUACUGUGAGCUGUUGUGUAGAAUAAUUAAAAUUUUAAAGAAUAUUUAACAUUGUGAAUGUGGAAACGGUGAGGUUCUAAAGGAAGUGCUUUUCCUUUCUGCUCUCAGACUGGCUCGCAGACAUUGCUCAGCCUGGACAGCUGCGACCCAGGAAUACCACCGUAGGGGAAGGAGCAGUAAAUGUCUGUUUCCACGCCUGUGGCGUCCUCCUGAGACAUCACUUAAAACAAGUAAAACCUGGUUUCAAAUUUUCUUAUUUACUCCCUUGAAAUUUUUCAAAAUCAAAGUCA